AUGCAGAAGACGACGUACUACGACAGCUCCACGCUCUUCGGGGGCUACUCCUACGGCAGCGCCAAUGGCUUCGGCUACGAGGGUCCCCAGCAGCCCUUCCAGGCGGCCUCUCACAUGGAGAACGACUUCCAGAGGUCUGCCUGCUCCCUGCAGUCUCUUGGCAACAGCCCCCACGCCAAAAGUAAAGAGCUGAACGGGAGCUGCAUGAGGCCCAGUUUGCCCCAGGAGCACCACCCGCCUCCCCCCGUGUCGCCGCCCCCCAACCCCGCCACCAACAGCACCGGCAGCAACAGCAAUAACCAGGCGGGGGGCGGCAAAAGUGCCCCCAGCAAAGCCAACCUCAGUGCAAACGCCAGUCUCACCAAGCAGAUUUUCCCCUGGAUGAAAGAGUCGAGGCAAAACUCCAAGCAGAAAAACAGCUCCCCCAGCACAGAAACCUGCAGCGGCGAGAAAAGCCCUCCAGGCUCCUCGGCCUCCAAGAGGGCCCGCACAGCCUACACCAGCGCUCAGCUGGUGGAGCUGGAGAAGGAAUUCCACUUCAACCGCUACCUGUGCCGGCCCCGGCGCGUGGAGAUGGCCAACCUGCUGAACCUCAGCGAGAGGCAGAUCAAGAUCUGGUUCCAGAACAGGAGGAUGAAGUACAAGAAAGACCAGAAGUCGAAAGGCAUGGGGUCUUCCUCCGGAGGGCCAUCCCCCACGGGCAGCCCCCCCCAGCCCAUGCAGUCCUCGGCCGGGUUCCUGAACGCCUUGCACACCAUGAGCAGCAACUACGACGCCCCCUCGCCGCCCUCCUUCAACAAACCCCACCAAAAUGCCUAUGCCAUGUCGAGUAACUACCAAAACCCCAUCAAAGGCUGCCCCUCCCAACAGAAAUACGCCAACACGGCCCCCGAGUACGACCCGCACGUCCUGCCGGGCAGCGGGGUGGCCUACGGGACGCCCAGCAUGCAGGGGAGCCCCGUCUAUGUGGGAGGUAACUAUGUGGAUUCUAUGCCCGCCUCUGGCCCGUCCCUCUACGGCCUCAAUCACCUGCCACACCACCAGGCUGCCAGCAUGGACUACAGCGGGCCCCCCCAGAUGCCCCCGAGCCAGCACCACGGACCAUGCGAGAGCCACCCCACGUACACAGACCUUUCCACCCACCACGCUUCUUCUCAGGGCAGAAUCCAAGAGGCGCCCAAGCUCACCCACCUGUGA
Messenger RNA from Myiozetetes cayanensis, 1197 nucleotides. It is a transcript of the gene HOXB3, whose product is annotated as homeobox B3. Gene Ontology annotation, biological process: regulation of transcription by RNA polymerase II. Gene Ontology annotation, cellular component: nucleus. The record is from RefSeq and is a predicted model, not a curated record. Gene Ontology annotation, molecular function: RNA polymerase II cis-regulatory region sequence-specific DNA binding; DNA-binding transcription factor activity, RNA polymerase II-specific. Lineage: Eukaryota; Metazoa; Chordata; Aves; Passeriformes; Tyrannidae.